AUGCCCUCCAGCAACUUUGCCGACAUCGCCGCUAGCCUGCCCCGGCUACCGGUCCCAGACCUUGCUGACACAGCGUCGCGGUUCGCCGCCGUAGCAAAGCCGCUGUUCUCCACACAAGAGUACGAGGCAUGCAUGGCCAAGUUUGCACAUUUCAUGGCCAACGAGGCCCCGGUGCUGCAGGCCCGGCUCCACGAGCGCUCGACACAGCAUGUCAACUGGCUCGAGGACUGGUGGAACGAGUAUGCGUACUUUGAGAACCGUGCUUCGGUGUGCUUCAAUGUCAACUACUUCUUUGGCUUCCGCCCCACACUGCAGCCCGUGCCGCAGUCGCGCCUUGCUGCCACCCUCAUUGACAGCGCGCUGCGCGUGCGCCAAGAGCUCGAGUCGGGUGCCUUUGCACCGGACCAGAUUCGCGGAAAGCACAUGUGCAUGCACCAGUACCAGUACCAGUUCGCCACAUGCCGCCACCCUGGCGAGACGCGCGACCACACCGAGGUGUACUCGCUCGAGGAGAGCAGCCAUGUCGCCAUCGCACACAAGGGCCGCUUCUUUGUGCUGCGCCCGCCCGCGCUGGGCCAAGACCGCUACGCAGCCAUUGCCCAGAUUGAAGCCCAGCUUCAGCGCAUUAUUGACACCACCGCCGAGCUCGAGCGUGCCAAGUCCAUUGGCAUCCUGACCGCUGCUCUGCGCGAUGACUGGUACGCUGCCCGCGAGUGCCUGCUCCAGGUCUCUCCUGAGAACGCCGCCAGCCUGCGCCUGAUCGAGUCCUCUGCCUUCCUCGUCAGCCUCGAAUCCUCUUCCCCGGCUACCCACCAGCAGUUCUCGCUUGAGUGCCACUGCAGCAACGGCAUCAACCGCUACUUUGACAAGAACUUCCAGAUCCUGGUCUUUGCCAACGGCCGCUACGGCUUCAACGGCGAGCACUCUCUGACCGAUGCCACCACUGACAUGCGCCUGUGCAACACUCUUGUGCACGACGUCGAGUCUCUGGCUGUCGCCAACUUCCCUGCGGCUGCUGCCGAGUCUGAGGCCGAGGAGAUCAACAAGGCCAUUAGCUACUUUGAUGCCACCGUCAGUGCACACGAGCUGUCGACCCUCACCUUUGACAGCUUUGGCAAGGAGCAGAUUAAAAAGAUGAAGGUCAGCCCCGACGCCUUUGUGCAGAUGGCCAUGCAGCUCGCCUACUACCGCAAGUUCCGCCAGGUGCCGCCGACCUACGAGUCCGCAUCGACCAAGGCCUACGCCCGCGGCCGUACCGAGACCUCGCGCUCUGUCUCCGAUUCCAGCGCCGAAUGGUGCAGCUCGAUGGUUGACCACCCUGAGGCCACGAGCCUGCAUGCCAAGUCGGAGCUGCUGCGCGCUGCCAUUGUCAAGCAGUCGCAGUACACCGCCAUGUGCUCGAAGGGCCAGGGCAUCGACCGCCACCUGCUGGGCCUGCAGCUCUCGCUGCUGCCGGGCGAACCCGUUCCUGAGCUGUUCACCGACCCAGUUUUCACUGGCUCACGCCACUGGAAGCUGUCGACGUCUCAGAUCAGUGACCCAAUCCUGGAUGCUUACGGCUGGGGUGAGGUCGUCGACGACGGUUUUGGCGUUGCCUACCGGAUCGACAGCAACUCGCUGAGCUUCAAUGUUGUCAGCCAGCACCUGGGCUCCCAGCGGCUGUGCCAGUACCUGAAUGACGCUCUCAUGGACAUGCGCUUCCUGCUGGUCAACGCCCACAAAGAGCCCCACCAGAUCAAAGCCGAGGUUGAUGCUGUAGCCAAUGUCUUGCGUUCCAUCAAGCUUGCUUCGUCUCGCACCUCACCGAUCCACACCCCCGCGCAUGCUGUGGCACAUGAGCUUCACGCUGCUGACGAGCUGGGCCGGCUGUCAUCAAAUGAAGUCAUUUGCGCGCUAGAGACCCGCCUCUCGCGCUUUGUCAAGGAGUCGCUAUCGUGGGCCAUGCCCUCGACCAGCUAA
Linderina pennispora is the source of this 1959-nucleotide messenger RNA. Its product is annotated as acyltransferase ChoActase/COT/CPT. NCBI's taxonomy places the organism in Eukaryota, Fungi, Kickxellomycota, Kickxellomycetes, Kickxellales, Kickxellaceae. The record is from RefSeq and is a predicted model, not a curated record. Gene Ontology annotation, molecular function: carnitine O-acetyltransferase activity. The coding region runs from base 1 to 1959 and encodes 652 amino acids. Gene Ontology annotation, cellular component: peroxisome; mitochondrion. The transcript has 3 exons. Gene Ontology annotation, biological process: carnitine metabolic process.